Molecule: messenger RNA, 504 nt
Organism: Schistocerca cancellata (South American locust)
Lineage: Eukaryota; Metazoa; Arthropoda; Insecta; Orthoptera; Acrididae
Exons: 1
Coding region: 1-504 (167 amino acids)
Source: RefSeq, a predicted model, not a curated record
AUGGACAAUAUUACACUAAAGGAGAGAUACUAUAAAAUCCGCAAGGAAACACAACGAACUCUAAGACAAGAGAAGAGAAAACACUACAACAACAUGGUAAGAGAAGCGGAGGAUGAUUUCAAGCAUCACAGAGCAAGGCAGAUGUACCAGAAUAUAAAAAAGUCCUUGGGAAAAUUCACUAAAAGGGAACAGUUUAUAAAGGACCAUAAUGGGAAAAUACUUACAAACAAGAAUGACAUACAAGAAACAUGGAAGACAUACUUUACACAGCUGCUCAACUGCAAUGAUCCACAAUAUUACUUUACAUUUGAAGAACCAGAUACAGUUGAUAUACAAGUCACCACACCAUCAGUAAAUGAAAUAAGACAAACAAUAAAGAAAUUAAAGAACAACAAGGCCUGUGGGGAAGACCAGGUAUAUGCUGAGCUGUUAAAAAAUGGAGGACCACAAUUGGAAAUAGAACUACAUUCCUUAACUGAAACAAUUUGGGAGACAGAAAACUAA